Molecule: messenger RNA, 1082 nt
Organism: Biomphalaria glabrata
Lineage: Eukaryota; Metazoa; Mollusca; Gastropoda; Planorbidae
Product: hydroxysteroid dehydrogenase-like protein 2
Exons: 7
Coding region: 180-1031 (283 amino acids)
Molecular function (GO): oxidoreductase activity
Source: RefSeq, a predicted model, not a curated record
GUUCUAGAGUCUAGAUAGACCCAUAUAAAUUUAGAAUUAUAUAGAUCCCCUAUAUAGAUCUAGACAUAGAACUAUAUAGAUCUAGAAUCUAGAUAUAAUCUAUAUGUAGGUGUGUUGUUGUUUUUUUGUUGACAAACUUUUAAAGUAACAAAAAGUUUGAAAAAGUGGUACUCCUGAAAAUGAAAUCAGCAUUGGUCAUAGGGGCUACAAGAGGCAUAGGGAAACAGAUUGCUUUAAAAUUUGCUGAAAAUGGAUACAAAGUUUGUGUUGCUGCCAAAACUACAGAACAUAGUGACAAACUACCUGGUACAAUCUUUGAUGUUGCAAAGGAAAUCAAAGACAAAGGUGGUGAUGCCAAACCCGUCAAAUGUAAUGUGCGUAAAGAAGAUGACAUUGCCAGCACAGUCCAAGAAUGCAUUGAUACAUAUGGAUCUCUUGAUGUAGCUGUUUAUAAUGCUGGAGCUGUGCUAUGGAACAGUGUCAUUGAAACUCCACUCAAGCGCUGGGAUUUGAUGAAUGAAGUGAAUGCUCGUGGAGCUUUUUGUAUGGUACAGAACAUUUUGCCACACAUGUUGGAGAGAAAGAAGGGACGCUUGAUUCUUGUAGCACCUCCAAUUUAUAAUAGAUUUUUUAAAGGUAAAACCCCAUAUUCCAUGACAAAAGUAGCAAUGACUGUCUUAGUUCAUGGGUUAGCUAAUGAACUAACUGGCACAGGAGUUUCAAUCAGUGCAUUGUGGCCAGCAACAGUUAUUGAAAGUCAUGUCACACAAGUUCGUAACUUGGCCCCUGCUUAUAUGAGAAAGCCUACAAUAUUUGCUGAUGCCUGUUUUCAGAUAGCAGAAGAGACAACAGAAAAACUCAACGGACUGGCUCUUAUUGAUGAAGAUUACUUAAGAUCAGAAGGAGUGACAGACUUCACAAAGUAUCGUUGUGACCCACAGCAGGAGCCUGAUCGUAUGAUGCCCAUAAAAUUCCCCACUUUGUUGGUCCAAGAGGAGAUGAAUGACCCGCCAGUCACGUCCAAGUUGUGAAAUAAGAUUUUAGAGACUUGUUGUUUUGUAAUAAAUUUUAGUUUUACUCUG